Messenger RNA from Nilaparvata lugens (brown planthopper), 1170 nucleotides. RefSeq names its product adenylate kinase isoenzyme 1 (gene Ak1). Gene Ontology annotation, molecular function: ATP binding; AMP kinase activity. The transcript has 6 exons. NCBI's taxonomy places the organism in Eukaryota, Metazoa, Arthropoda, Insecta, Hemiptera, Delphacidae. Gene Ontology annotation, biological process: nucleoside triphosphate biosynthetic process. Bases 503 to 1057 code for a protein of 184 amino acids. The record is from RefSeq and is a predicted model, not a curated record. Gene Ontology annotation, cellular component: cytosol; cytoplasm.
CGAUCGUUUGCACGCGUGGUUGAACGAAUUUUGGAGUAUCCUAGUCUCAGAUCACAGUCCGCCAGCUUCGGUUCUGCUGGUGUUAUCUGUCCUCUCACUCACACUCAUUCUCAAUUAUCUUCAAUUCGUUCCUCCAUCUUUCCUUCCGACGGCUCUGCUCAUCACUUUGCUUCUUGUCGUCAUAUCCUGGCACCAUUCCAUCACACUCACCGUUUGUCAGCGUCUGAUAUCGAAGCUGAGCUGCCUCCGCCCCCGGACCUGGGACAAGAUUGCGCUCUAGUGGACAUCAUCUCUCGCAAUCUUCAUCCUCGUUAUUUCAAGUCGCAGAGACACUCUCUCAGCUGAGAGUCAGCACUUGAGUGGCUUUGCUUCUUCAUCUUCUUCUUCUUCCCUGCCUAAUCUGCUUUUGCUGUGAUUGUGGAGGUGUUCAAAUAAUAAUCUGUGAAUUUAUAACCUCUUGUGUUUAGAGCUUCUAAGAUACUCCAACUCAUCCUCAUAAGCCAUGGCGGAAAUAAAAAUGCCUGAACUGGAUACAACAGUAUUGAAAGAAGCAAAGUUACCAAUUAUAUGGGUGCUAGGAGGUCCAGGGUCGGGAAAAGGCACACUGUGCAACCAGAUAGUGGCGACAUACGGGUUCACGCACAUCUCGACGGGUGAUCUGCUGAGAGCCGAUGUCCAGUCGGGGUCCGACCGCGGAAAGGCUCUCAACGCCAUCAUGACCAAGGGCGAGCUCGUGCCCACCAAUGUAGUACUGCACUUACUGGCUGAGAAGAUGAUUAGUUUGGUGAGUUCGUCGAAGGGAUUCUUGAUCGAUGGAUAUCCACGAGAACUGGAGCAGGGAAAACAAUUCGAAGAGACGAUUUCGCCGUGUGACAUUAUUUUGUAUUUGGAUGCGAAUGACGAUGUGAUGAUCGCGAGGCUGCUGAAGAGAGGUCAGACGUCGGGUCGAGCGGAUGACAACGAAGAGACAAUAAAAAAGAGACUGAACACGUUCCACACACACAACGAUCCCAUUGUACAAAACUAUGAGAGCAAAACGAAAAAAGUAAGUCCUUGAAAAUCAUAUAUACAGUUGUACAUUCAUAUAGAAUCUACAUAAACAUAUUAUACUGGUGCAUAUAUAUGUUCAUUCAUAUAACCAUAUGUAUAUACUGUAAGUAUAUACUACAU